AUGGAGGUACCUAAGAAAACACAGGCGUGUAACGAGGACGAGCUGAAGGGACUGAUCGAGAGACAAGGCUUGAAAAAGUACAAUCAACCGUGCAAACCACGCCAGGUAGAAACCGUUGCAAGUCUGAUCCGCGGACGAAACACGUUCUUGCUGGCGGCGACCGGGUUUGGGAAAUCUCGAAUUCCAGAGCUGUAUCUUGACCUGCUCUGCAAAGAUCGCAGCGGUGACAUCCAAGGUGUGGUGGUGGUGUUGAACCCCCUUGACGCGCUGGGUGACAACCAAGUCGCAGAGAAGAUCCAAGCUGGCUUCACUGCCAUUAACCUCACCCAGCUUAACUUCAUUGUGCAAGGCAAUCCACUGUAA
Messenger RNA from Puccinia graminis f. sp. tritici CRL 75-36-700-3, 363 nucleotides. RefSeq lists its product as uncharacterized. Gene Ontology annotation, biological process: double-strand break repair via homologous recombination. Gene Ontology annotation, molecular function: four-way junction helicase activity; 3'-5' DNA helicase activity. NCBI's taxonomy places the organism in Eukaryota, Fungi, Basidiomycota, Pucciniomycetes, Pucciniales, Pucciniaceae. Gene Ontology annotation, cellular component: cytoplasm; chromosome. Bases 1 to 363 code for a protein of 120 amino acids. The record is from RefSeq and is a predicted model, not a curated record. The transcript is spliced from 2 exons.